Geodia barretti is the source of this 381-nucleotide messenger RNA. The record is from the annotation of a GenBank genome assembly. Lineage: Eukaryota; Metazoa; Porifera; Demospongiae; Tetractinellida; Geodiidae.
AUGAACGUUACCCCUCUGGCCAUCGAAAAACUCAAGGAAGUGGUCACCGCUGAGGAAGAAACCGGUUCCGCCCUGCGGGUGGUUGCCAUGCCGGCCGGUCAAGGUCUGCAGUACAUGCUGACCAUGGAGAAGGAGCACCAGCCUGACGACACCGUACUCCGCAUGGAAGGCAUGGAGUUCCUCCUGGACUCGGACAGCGCGCCGUUCCUGGAAGAAGCCACCAUUGACUACGUCGAAGAGUUCGGCGGUCGGGUCGGGUUCGUAAUCAACAACCCGAUGUACGCCGGUGGCGGCGGAUGUGGCAGCGGUGGUUGCGGCUGCGGCGGUGGGGGAUGUGGCUGCGGAAGCGGCGGCGGUGGUUGCGGCUGCGGCGGACACUAG